Molecule: messenger RNA, 309 nt
Organism: Metarhizium acridum CQMa 102
Lineage: Eukaryota; Fungi; Ascomycota; Sordariomycetes; Hypocreales; Clavicipitaceae
Source: RefSeq, a predicted model, not a curated record
AUGAGACGCACCAGCGACUCGUUGCGGUUAAAGUCUGCACGGCGGACGCGAGCCCGCGAGAGUCUGAGAUUCUGUCCCUUUUACGGAAUCCGUCUGAGUUCGACGACGCCUUGGGCCGAGUUAAUUCUUGCGGUUGCCUAUCUGCAUGGUAAGGGAUUUGUCCACGGAGACCUUCAUCUCGGCAACGUCCUACUCAGACUCCCGCAGGAAUUUCAUCUCUGGUCUGAUGAGGAGUUGUUGGCGCGCUGUGGAGAUCCGGAACAAGAGCCGGUUCAGGCAUUUGAUGACAGGCCGAUUCCUAGAGUGUAA